AUGGAAACGGACGAGAUGGGAGAGUUCGAGGACGCAUGGGAGGACGAGAUCGAGGACGAUGAAGUGAUGGGUGAAGAGGGAGGGAACGAUGUCAUGGACGUCGACGACGAGGUCAUGCCUCCCAUCGAAGAAACGGAAGAGAAACCUCCAGCACCGAGCGUCUACAUACCCGGCGUACACACACUUGGAAAGGACGAGAUUCUGGAGGCAGACGAUUCGGUGUAUAUCAUGCGACACACCAUGAAUGUGAACUGGCCAUGCUUGUCUUUCGACGUGCUUCGGGAUAAUUUGGGAGACCAACGGCAGAGAUAUCCCGCCACAGCUUACAUCGUCGCGGGGACUCAGGCGGAUGUGGCGAAAAAUAACGAGUUGUCGGUUUAUAAAAUGAGCUCGCUGCACAAAACUCAGAAGGACGACAACAGUGAUGACUCUGACGAUGAAAAUGACGAUGAGGACAAUCUCGACGAAGAUGCCAUCCUCGAGUCUCGUUCGGUGCCACAUCUUGGUGGCGUAAACCGAGUUCGCGCACAACCUCUCCCCCCUUCCUCACUACUACCACCCGCCUCACAACCAUAUCACGUCGCAUCAUGGUCCGAGACCGGCAAAGUACACAUAUGGGAUGUCCGACCACUUAUCGAAUCGCUCGACGUUCCCGGCUAUACCUACGACAAGUCGCGCACACAAACACCUACGCAUACGAUAUCCUCCCAUGGAACAGCCGAAGGUUUCGCAAUGGACUGGGCCGCAUCAGGCUCUUCGAAUGCAUCUGGACUUCGUCUCCUCACAGGCGAUGUUCACUCCAAAAUCUAUCUUACGACUUCCACACCUUCUGGCUUCAACACACUCAGGGAACCCUUCACUUCGCACACAUCGAGCAUCGAGGACCUCCAGUGGAGCCCUUCAGAACCGACGGUGUUCGCGUCUUGUUCGGCAGAUCAGAGUGUUAGGGUUUGGGAUGUGAGGAGUAAAGGGAGGAAGAGUGUGGCGGGGAUGGAUGUGGCCCAUUCCAGUGAUGUGAAUGUCAUCAGUUGGAACCGGAGCACGACAUAUCUUUUGCUCAGCGGUGGUGACGAGGGUGGUAUCAAGGUAUGGGACCUGCGAAACGUCAAACAGCGCGGGACUUCCGCUCCCGACCCUACGCCCGUCGCGUCAUUCUCGUGGCACGGAGGACCCAUUACCUCUAUCGAAUGGCACCCAACUGAGGACUCUAUCUUCGCCGCCUCCGGUGCGGACGAUCAAGUCACACUCUGGGAUCUCGCCGUCGAGCAAGACGACGACGAAUCGGGCGCAAUGGACGAUACACCACAGGGUGGUCGCGACGUGCCGCCCCAGCUACUCUUUGUCCACCAGGGCCAAAAAGACGUCAAAGAGGUCCACUGGCAUCCACAGAUGCCCGGAACGGUGAUCAGCACUGCUCUCGACGGAUUCAAUAUUUUCAAGACUAUAUCUGUAUGA
This is a messenger RNA of Stereum hirsutum FP-91666 SS1, 1455 nucleotides long. RefSeq names its product glutamate-rich WD repeat-containing protein. The transcript has 4 exons. The record is from RefSeq and is a predicted model, not a curated record. Lineage: Eukaryota; Fungi; Basidiomycota; Agaricomycetes; Russulales; Stereaceae. Gene Ontology annotation, molecular function: protein binding. Bases 1 to 1455 code for a protein of 484 amino acids.